CAGACCAUGUCUCUUCUCGUCCUCGCACGCCGUUGAAUAUAAAUCCUCUCGACCGAGAACCUCGUCUGCAACCUCCACCUCUCAUCAGCUCUCAGCUUACAUGGCGUCUCCUCGCUCCAACGUCACGGGCCUCGACGCAGUCUUCCGCUUCUUCGACAAAGACGGCGACGGGAAGAUCUCCGCCGCGGAGCUGACCCUCUGCAUGAGGACGGUCGGCGAGGAGUUGUCCCUCGAGGACGCCGAGGCCUUCGUCGCGUUAGUAGACGGCGACGGGGACGGGCUGCUGGGGUUCGAGGAGUUUGUGAAGGUGGUGGAGGUGGAGGGGGAGGAAGAGACGGAGAGAGGCUUGAGAGCGGCGUUCGAGAUGUACGAGAGCGAAGGGGAGGGCUGCAUUACGCCCCGGAGCCUGAAGCGGAUGCUCAGCCGGCUGGGCACGUCGAGUGGCAUCCACGAGUGCGCGGCCAUGAUCUGCAGGUACGAUCUCGACGGCGAUGGAGUGCUGAGCUUUGAAGAGUUCAGAAGCAUGAUGACGAUGGUGUGAGCGGUGGGUUUGAUUUGAUGAUGGAAUCACAUGAUCUGUGAAGAGGAGGAUUGGAUAUUGGACUAUUCUUUCGUUCUUAUUAAUUUAUGCAUGUAUGUAUGGGGGUAAUUAUAGAUUAGUUCCUGUAGUUAGAUUUUUUUUUAGUAUUUCAAUUCUUGGACUUAAAAAAUUUGUAUUGACAUACUAUAAUUAUAAUUAUAAAAGUAAAACAUAU
Musa acuminata subsp. malaccensis (wild Malaysian banana) is the source of this 755-nucleotide messenger RNA. Its product is annotated as putative calcium-binding protein CML19. The record is from RefSeq and is a predicted model, not a curated record. Lineage: Eukaryota; Viridiplantae; Streptophyta; Magnoliopsida; Zingiberales; Musaceae. Gene Ontology annotation, molecular function: calcium ion binding.